CAUUAAAAGCAACGACUUCGAUUUAGUAAUAAAUGUAAAUCUAGUUCAAAGACCCCAAGUGCACUCUUUUUAAACAUGCGGCUGUACAGUUAGAUUUGAGUGAGAUAUUCAAAAACGCGAGCAGUGAUGCUACAGGAUCCAGCAGGACUUAUUAUUGUGCUUGUGUUAUAGAAGAGCUGCAAUACUGAAGCAGAAUUAUGCAUUAAAAGAAAGCUAAUGUUUCAUCUUGUCUAAAAUGGCAUCGGAUGACUUGCUUGCGAAGAGGGAAAAAAUCCAGAGGGAGAUUUUGGCUCUUGAGAGUUCUUUAGGUGCAGACAGCAGCAUCAUAGACCUACUGUCAUCUGACAGUAACAGUGAUGAUGAAUCUGAUGACAGUGUGCCUGUGAUUGAAGGAUUGCAUGAUGACUUGGAGACAGAGAGGCAGCGGAUUCAGAGGGAGAUUGAGGAGUUGGAAAAUACACUUGGUGCUAAUGCAGCACUGGCUAACGUAUUGCAGGACAGUGAACAUGGAACUGAUUCUAGUGAUGAAGACAGUGACGGGGAUGAUGAGUUGAAUCUUCCGCAAAAUGUGGAGACUUGCCUGCAAAUGAAUCUUGUCUAUCAGGAGGUGCUGAAAGAGAAACUAUCUGAGCUGGAACGGCUCCUCAAAGAGAAUCAACAGCAACAGAAAGAGAUUAAGGCUCAGCUCUCUGGCCCAAGCACGUCUAGCUCCUCCGCUCAAGGACUUCCCUCUCAGAAACUUUUUCUUGGAUACUUCAUGAAGCCUUACUUUAAAGACAAACUCACCAGUCUGGGCCCUCCAUCAAAUCCAGAAACUAAAGAAAGGCUAAGUCACGGUACCAGACCGAUUGAUGAGCUGAAAAUAAGAAGAUGGGAGGGUUGGCAGAAGACUUUGCUGUCUAACGCAGUCGCCACAGACAUUAUGAAAAGGAUGCUACAACCCAAACUAUCCAAGCUGGAGUAUUUGAGUGCCAAGAUGUCUAGAGUUGAGGCUGAGGGAAAAGAGGAGUUGAAAAAGCAAAUUGAAUUAAUUGAGCAAGAAAUUGCCAAAAUAAGCACCCUGAAAGAUGAUCAGCUGGUGGGCAAACAACAUGACGAUCAUGACUGGGAGAAAAUAUCAAAUAUUGACUUUGAAGGUUUGAGACGGGCUGACGAUUUGAAAAGGUUCUGGCAGAACUUUUUGCACCCCUCCAUUAACAAGUCGGUGUGGAAACAGGAUGAGAUUGAUCAACUGAAAGGAAUUGUAGAAGAAUUCAAUUGCUGCCAUUGGGACAAAAUCGCAGAGGCUCUUGGGACAAACAGAACGGCCUUCAUGUGCUUCCAGACCUACCAGCGCUACAUUUCGAAGACCUUCAGAAGGAAAGAGUGGACACCGGAAGAAGACCAGAUCCUCAAAGACCUUGUUGAAAAAAUGAGAAUCGGCAACUUUAUUCCUUACAUACAGAUGUCAUAUUUCAUGGUGGGCCGUGAUGGAUCACAGCUGUCAUAUCGCUGGUCGUCCGUUCUGGAUCCCUCUUUAAAGAAAGGUCACUGGUCCAAAGAGGAGGACCAGAUGUUGCGAAAUGCUGUCGCAAAGUAUGGCACCAGAGAAUGGGGGAAAAUCAGAGUAGAAGUGCCAGGCAGGACCGACGGUGCUUGUCGUGACAGGUAUUUGGAUUGUCUUCAGGAGAAUGUGAAAAAGGGGCCUUGGAGCAAAGAGGAGGUGGAACUACUAAAACAGAAGGUGGAGAAAUAUGGUGUUGGCAAGUGGAGUAAGAUUGCCUCAGAGAUCCCAAACCGGGUUGACUGCCAGUGCCUGAACAAGUGGAAAUUAAUGACAAAACCUAGUCAAAAUAAAGGCACAAAAAGAGAAAUGAAGCAAACAACAGGACAACAAACAGCAAAAAGACGAAAAGUGUUAAGAAAAAUUAGAAUGGAAAUCUGCUCCAGCUCUGAGGAUGAAAAAUCACUGAAGUAUAUGGACAGUGAUGAUGAACAAGAUCCGCCCUUAGUCGAAGAUGUGGAAAUACCACGAAAGCACUAUGUACAGCCAGAUAUGAAGAAAUGGAUACCUACGAACACACUGCUUCUUCCUCAAGGAACUCUCAGGACAGCGUGGGUCCGUCUUCCCACCGAUGAGGAGGAACUACAGGAAUCCACUAAAGAAUCUGGGUUAGGCCGCAUUCGAUCAGAGGAGAGCAAGUGUCCGAAAGUCAGAUCCAUUUUGGUGCGCAACACCAUCCUGAACCGUUUUGGAUACAUGGAAAGAACUUAUGUGGGUAUGAAUCCUGUUGUUCUGCAGAGACAGACGGACGAUGAGAAGGCCAUGAUCAAGGUGGCAGGGAUUGAUAUUAAACUCUUCAUGCAGUGGAAGGGAGCAUUGAGUCCAGGAAAUAAAAAGAAAGUCCAGGGAUGUCCAGGAAAUAAAAAGAAAAGAAGGAUGGUUCAGGACAUGUUCAGCCUUAAAAAUGACCUCCUGAAAGCUAUAACCCCAUGGAUUGGUAAUGUGAUCCUGCCUCCACCAGACAACACAUUUUGCGAAGGUGAUAUUGUUGGAAUAAAAGCAGCCGACAUCCCUCUCCAAAAGACAUCAGUGCUUUUAUUUUUCAUCAAAGCUUUUCACAUAGAUGUCAUGGGUUGCAGAAAGGUCAUUGGAAUUCAGCAAAAGAUAAGCAUUGAGAAGCCUAUUGCUAUAUCUAAGCCGAGAACAGAUCCUCCUAAAACAGUGGCAGCGAUGCUUCAGGAAGCAAACCAGAAAGCUGAACACAAGAAACCUGCAGAACCUCCUCAACAUUCACCUCCUCUGCAGCCAGUUCAUCACCUUGACCCUCCCCAGUUGCCAGACAGGCAGAUGAUGCCCCCUGCUUUAAUUCAUCCCAACAAUAUUGUCAUUACACAGCCAAACAUGCAGGAGGCAGUGCAACCUUUAAUGCUUAAAGGACAGAAAAUAUCACUGCUACCACAGUCACCACCGCAAGCUAUAUCACCGAUUCCUCUACCGCUACUACAACAGACACCGCCAGCGCAACCCAUCACAACCUCAACGUCCCAAUCACCAAGUGUAGAGGACUCAAACAGCAUCCAAUCUAUGAAACGCAUUCGCAAACCUACUGAGAAGGUCCAAGCCCAAAUGGAAGAAGCUAAAGUUAAAAGUACAAAAAAAGAGCCACCGAAACAAAAAAAGAGCAAAAAUGUUGCUUUACCGACCAUUACAUUGCAGGCACAGCCAGUAAACUGGAUUCUUAGCCCCACCGGUUUAGUACAAGUAACUGGUCCACUUUCUGCCAAUAUCCCAAGCAACCAGAUGCUGAACGUGCCAAACAAUUCCCUGCUAAAUAACAGUAUUCGUCCAUACACCUUAACCAAUUUAUACCCAUCGUCAUCUGCCCUUGUUGUUGCUUCUUCCUCUGUCAAUCCUGGCCUUAUAAGUUCUUCAGUCUCUUAUGCCUCCAGCUUUACCCAAAAGACUUCCUCCUCUAUGAACAUUAGCCCCAGAGGUAAUAAUUCAUGCAUCCAGAUGCCUCCUUCAACUACUACUAGUUUAGUAUUGAACCAAAGUAUGUUAUCCCAAGCACCUACCAAAGUUGACCAGGGAGGUUCUCAUGUUGAAUCUACAAAGAACUCAUCAGACUCCUCCUCUGAUGAAACCAUUGUAAGGCAAUGUCAGUCAUCUCCAUCAACAGGUCCCAGUGCAUCUCAUGCUGUUGCCAGUAUUCUUCCGGUUCCCUUAACUGUGCCAGCUUUCGCUAGUGGACCAACAAAUGAAGUGGUAAAGCCUUGUGGUGUUUCUGAAAAUGGCUGCUUUCCUGUGAGAACUAGUCAGCUGCCAACUGUCAUCCAACAGAAAAGUUUGCCCGUCACAAGAUCGAGACCAAUUUGUGCUUCUAGAAGACAUCUCCAACGUCUGGCUCCUGCCCCACAGAUUGUAGCUCCAUCAUUUCAUGUUGUAGCUCCAUCACCUCAGUUUGUAGCUCCAUCAUUUCAUUUUGUAGCGCCGUCACCUCAUGUUGUAGCUCCAUCACUUCGUAUUGUAGCUCCAUCACCUCUUGUUGCAGCUCCAUCAGUAGUACCUCAAUUCACAACAUCAAAUGAUCCAUUGAUCCCUAUUCCUCCUGAUCCUCCCUCUGAUGGUGUGAGCUUCGAUCCUCACUUGAUAUUUCCUGAGCAGUCAUCUGAAGUAGAGGACUGGAUAAAUGGAAAAGGUGGAAUUCCCAUACCUCAUCUAGAGAUGUCUUUGCCUUACCUUCCACCGUCUGCCGCCAGCAUCAAAACACUGACUUCUUUGCUCAAGGCUAAACAAUCUCUGCUUACAACUGCAGUGAAAAGCCUUCCAGUUGAGUAUCAAAAUGACAUGGGAGAAGAAGCUCAAGUAGCUGCCAUCCGCAAAAUGAUUGCCGAAAGGUUUGCCUCAAAUCCAGCGUACCUGCUUUUCAAGGCUCGUUUCUUGUCGUGCUUUACCUUACCAGCUCUUUUGGCCACCAUAAACCCCUCUGAGAACGAGAAAUGCGAGUCAUCCACAGAUAACAAUGAUGAUGAGGAGGAGGAAUUACCUUUACUACAGAGGGGAAAAAGAGUUCACCCACCAGUUGCAAAGAUUGAGCUUAACAUGAAUGAAAACGAAGCAUCAGCAAAACAGUUCUCAGGAAUCAUUACAUAAAGGCAAAGGAGUUUACGUCAAGUUACAUAGGAUUCAUCAGUUGUUCAAUAUCCAUACAGAAUCCAUACUGUUCAAUUGUGCACCAGUGCUAAUAGCUUCAGAUUCUGUUCAAUCUGACUUUUUAUCAGUUUAAGGGACCAGUCAGAUAUUCUGUGUUCUUAGCACUGAUUUAUUUUACUCCAUCCACAUGUUUUGUUUGUGUCCUGGCAAUUUUCUUGGAGAAAAAAAGACACUGAAUUUGCACAGACCUGUUGUUAAAUUAUUGUUAAAUUAUUUUAUACUUUUGUUUUGUUGCUGUUAUUGUUUCUUGAAUAAAUUAUGUAGAAUUGUGAAA
This is a messenger RNA of Rhinichthys klamathensis goyatoka, 4970 nucleotides long. RefSeq names its product small nuclear RNA activating complex, polypeptide 4 (gene snapc4). Bases 236 to 4636 code for a protein of 1466 amino acids. The transcript has 25 exons. NCBI's taxonomy places the organism in Eukaryota, Metazoa, Chordata, Actinopteri, Cypriniformes, Leuciscidae. The record is from RefSeq and is a predicted model, not a curated record.